GGCUGGACUUGAUGAACUGGCUGCUGCGUCUCAAGUGAACCGAGUUCCACUCACUGCGUACAAUCGUUGACGCUGUCAUUCGCUACGACUCCUUGAGCAUCUGACUGCUUUGGGCUCUAGCGCGUUUUUUGCACCGAGGCAAUUGCUCGAUCAAGGGCCGAAGUGGAGUGCAUCACGACGAGACACUACUUAACCUUCUCACCAUCCUCUAUUAGUUGCGCACUUCCGCAGUCAUCCCCUCUACCACAUUCCUCACCUCCCAGUCUCCAUUCCAUCCGUCAAUCCGUCGCAAUGUCACAGAAGGUCAUCGUUGUCGGCGCUGGAUUAUCUGGCUUGAGUGCUGCUCACACUAUUUACCUAUCCGGCGGUAAUGUGCUGCUUCUGGACAAGAACAACUUCAUGGGAGGCAACUCUACCAAGGCCACCUCCGGAAUCAACGGUGCCCUCACACGGACACAAGUAGACCACAAGAUUGCCGAUAGCGUUAAACAAUUUUACGACGACACCCUUAAGUCUGCACGAGACAAGGCACGACCGGACCUCAUCAAAGUCCUCACCUAUAAAUCCGCCGCAGCCGUAGAGUGGUUACAGGAUGUAUUCAAUCUGGAUUUAACUUUGGUUUCGCGAUUAGGUGGUCACUCCCAUCCCCGAACUCACCGUGGACACGAUGCGAAGUUCCCCGGUAUGGCCAUCACAUACGCCCUGAUGCAGAGAUUUGAGGAACUGGCUGAGGCCGAGCCCGAGCGUGUCCAGCUCAUCAAGAAGGCUAAAGUUACUAAGAUUAAUAAGGAAGGCAAUGUUGCUACCGGUGUCACAUACCUUUUCAACGGCGAGGAGACAACGGUGGACGGCCCAGUGGUACUCGCCACUGGAGGCUACGCUGCAGACUUCACGGAGUCCUCUCUGUUGAAGAAGCAUAGGCCAGAUACAUAUGGUCUGUCAACCACCAACGGUGCACACGCUACUGGAGACGGACACAAGAUGUUGAUGUCAAUUGGUGCCAACGGUAUUGAUAUGGACAAGGUUCAGGUCCACCCUACCGGCUUGGUCGAUCCCAAGGACCCUACGGCGAAGACUAAGUUUUUGGCUGCCGAAGCGCUCCGUGGCGAGGGAGGCAUUCUUCUAAAUAGCAAGGGUCAGCGUUUCUGCGAUGACCUCGGCCACCGUGACUACGUCUCAGGGAAAAUGUGGGAGGAGAAGGAGAAGGGCUUGUGGCCCAUCCGACUUGUCCUCAACUCUAAGGCUUCAAGCAUCCUCGACUUCCACACUAGGCAUUACUCUGGUCGCGGCCUCAUGAAGAAGAUGACCGGGAAGGAGUUGGCUAAGGAGAUUGGCUGCGGGGAGAAAGCCCUCCAGGAGUCCUUCCAAGAUUACAAUUCCAUUGCAAAGGGCGAGAAGAAGGACACCUGGGCCAAGAAAUACUUCCACAACCUGCCCUUUGACAUCAAUGACACCUUCCAUGUCGCACUCAUGGAGCCCGUUCUCCAUUUCACCAUGGGCGGUAUUGAGAUCAACGACCAGGCACAGUGUUUGAACUCUGAGGGCAAGCCGUUUGAUGGCUUAUUCGUUUGCGGUGAGUUGGCUGGUGGUGUCCACGGCGCCAAUCGUCUUGGUGGCUCAUCAUUGCUUGGCUGCGUCGUCUACGGUCGUGUCGCAGGCGAGUCAGCAUCAAGAUAUCUCUUCCAGAAGGCCCUCCAGGGAGCUGGAGGCUCAGCAGUCUCUCGUCUUGGUCAGAUCUCGCUCCACAUAGACCCGUCACAGCCUGGGAAGGUGUCAGUAGAGUGGGGGAGCGGCGCCGGAGCGUCAACAUCAGGAACCUCCAAGUCUGCACAACAAUCACAACAGUCUGCGGGACCAGUAAUGAAGAGUGGUGCAGAUUCGUCAGAUCCAGGAAAAGUCUCCAAGCCCAACUCGACUAAGAACUUCAGCAUUCCUGACAAGGAAUUCACACUCGAGGAGGUUGCCAAGCACAACAAGAAGGAUGAUCUCUGGAUCGCCGUCAAGGGAAUUGUAAUGGACCUCACUAGCUGGACAGACGAGCAUCCAGGUGGCCCUCAAGCGCUGUUUAGCCAUAUGGGCAAGGAUGCUACAGAGGAGUUUGAGAUGUUGCACGAUGACGAGGUAAUCCCCAAGUAUGCGCCGGAGAUUGUGAUUGGGAAGGUUAAGGGCCAGAAAGUUACUUUGGAAUACUAGAUUUAAAAUAGGGUUCGGCAUUUUUGGUUCCAAUGUAUUUGUAGUAUGUUCCAAAAUGGUCUAUUCAUUGGAUUUAUC
Lindgomyces ingoldianus is the source of this 2271-nucleotide messenger RNA. Its product is annotated as fumarate reductase-like protein. The transcript has 5 exons. Gene Ontology annotation, molecular function: FMN binding; oxidoreductase activity. Bases 292 to 2193 code for a protein of 633 amino acids. The record is from RefSeq and is a predicted model, not a curated record. NCBI's taxonomy places the organism in Eukaryota, Fungi, Ascomycota, Dothideomycetes, Pleosporales, Lindgomycetaceae.